This is a messenger RNA of Brachypodium distachyon (stiff brome), 2719 nucleotides long. RefSeq names its product Holliday junction resolvase MOC1, chloroplastic. The record is from RefSeq and is a predicted model, not a curated record. NCBI's taxonomy places the organism in Eukaryota, Viridiplantae, Streptophyta, Magnoliopsida, Poales, Poaceae. The transcript is spliced from 5 exons. The coding region runs from base 435 to 2630 and encodes 731 amino acids.
CUCGAACAAGUCGCCUUCGUCUCCAUUCAGCCCCCCCCCUCCCGGAGAGAGAAGGAACCCAAUCAAUCGAGAGAGAGAGAGAGAGAGAGCGGCGAGGGCCGACCAGCUCCGGCGGGGUUCUUCUUGCUGGAUGUGACGAUCCAGGCGAGCUUUCCUGAGCAGACGGGAGCAGAGCAGAGCAGGGCAUUCCGCCGCCGCGAGGCCCGCGGAAGCUCAAAGCCGCCUCCCUCUUCUCGCUACAGGAUCCUCUUGGGCGGCGGUGGCGAAGCAGCAGGCGCUGCCGGCACUCGGCCGCGCUCCGGCACACGAGGAACUGAACAAUCAUCUUCCACCCCACAAGCUCAAGGGGGGACUUCGUCGUCGUCGCCGUCUGGCUCACGGGAUUCACCAGCCGGGCUUACUUCAAGAGGUAAUGUGCUUUAGGAGCCGCAGCAAUGGCUUCGCUUGUACCAGGGGUCCUCCUCAAGCUCCUUCAGCACAUGAACAGUGACGUGAAGGUCGCCGGCGAGCACAGGUCAUCCCUUCUUCAGGUGGUCAGCAUUGUUCCAGCGCUCGCUGGGAGUGAUCUCUUCACCAACCAGGGGUUCUACCUCAAGGUGUCCGAUUCGUCCCACGCGACUUAUGUUUCCCUGCCGGAGGAGCAGCAUGAUCUCAUAUUGAGCGACACAAUUCAGUUGGGGCAGUUCAUCCAUGUAGACCGUCUUGAGGCCGCCACCCCAGUGCCGAUCUUGAGGGGAGUCAGGCCAGUUCCAGGCCGACAUGCGUGCGUCGGCAGUCCAGAGGACCUUGUGAUGACUAGCUCCUCCAAUUUUCUUGGCACCAAAAAGGUGCAACCACCCAUCAAUGGAUCGAAGGAUGCCGGUGCUUUGUCACUAGAGAAAGAGCAGAGCAAGUUAGAGAAAAUAAAAGCUUCUGUGAAAAGCAAUGGGACUGAAAGCAAGAAACCACAGCUGACCAAGACGAACUCUUCGCUCUCGAAACAAGCGCUGGCUGGCCUUUUCGAUAAGAAGGAAGUGGUUAGCUCAAAGGUGAAGUCAAGCAGUGGUAGGUCCACACCUUCAUCGCCUACCAGCGUCUAUUCUCUACCUGCAUCGUUUGAAAGGUUCUCAAAUGAUAUGAAGCUGAGAACAAAAGCAAAAGGAGCAGAGAAGUCAUCACCAUCUAAGUUAUCCUUGUUAGAAAAGGCUGCUUCUGUGUUGAAGGUUACGACAGCAGGGAGGAAGUCCUCUGCGGGUAACUCGCUUAGUAAUGCUCUGUUAAGUAUUGAACCGGGACCAAAGGCAUUGAGAAGAAGCUGGGAAGGGAAGUCAGAUGUAAAAGGCAAAGACAAUUCAGCUCCGAAGGCAGUCAAAGUUGACAGGAAGUCUGAGAACAGGAGCACAUCGACUCCUAGACGAAGACCGCCAGCAGAUGAGAAGCCAGCACACAAGGAUGACACUAAGAUUCAGACUCCUCCCAGGAAGAGCACAGCAAGUGCUCCUUCAGAUGAUUCUGACAGAAUGGUGAAUAAGCAUCUUUCUCCUAUAAGGAGGACGUCUGGGGUUUUAAGCAACCCCAAUAUUACAAAUUUAGUGAAGGUUGCUGCAAAUAGCAAAAAACUGACGGAUGCAGGCACUUCAUGGACAGCACUUCCUCCAUCACUUGCUAAAUUAGGAAAGGAGCUUCUCAAGUACAGGGAUGCAGCACAAAUGGCUGCUGUUGAAGCCAUGCAAGAAGCUUCUGCUGCAGAGAGCCUGCUUGGAUGUCUAAGCUCGUACGCGGAGGUGAGCUCGACGGCGGAGGAGCAGAACCCGCAACUGACCGUUGAGCAGUUCCUCGCUCUGCACGCAGCCAUGUCGCGCGCCACCGCCGUCGCCGACUCGCUAUCCAAGGCAGCAGCAGCGGCAGCCACCGUACCGGACGGAUCGGCAGCGGGCGAAGCUGCAGCCGACGAGGAGUCACUCGCCGUGGUGGCAGAGCGCCGCCGCCGCGCGGCUUCCUGGGUCGGCGCGGGCCUCGCCACCGACCUCUCCGCCUUCUCCCUAUACAACCUCAAGCCUGCCCCCGCCGGCGCGGCCUCGCCGCUGGCCGUCGUGCUCGUCGACGAGUCAGCCAAGCCGGCGGCGGCGACAGCGGCGAAGGCGUCCCCGCCGGGGAAGUCGCGGAUGUCGCCCGCGAAGGUGGGGAAGGGGAGGACGACGGGACUCGCUGCGGCUUCGGCGGCGGCGGCCGCGGCGGCGCCUCCGCCGGAGUGGGAGAGGGGAGGCGGUGCGGAGGAGCGGGGCGAGCUAGCGAGGCGGCUCGGGGAAGAGGCGAGGGGUUGGUUCCUGGCCUUCGUGGAGCGCUUCCUGGACGCCGACGCGGCGUCCGCCGCCGCGCCGUGGGACCGCGACCGCGCCGCCAGGAUGCUCCCGCAGCUGAAGCGCGUCAACGACUGGCUCAGCGAGAUCGGCAAGCCGCCGCCUCCACCACCCCCGGAAACCGAUGCGGCCGCCACCGAGGUCGCCGUCUCGGCGGCGGCCAGCGGCGUGCCGGAGGAGAGGAUAGAGCGGCUGCGGAAGAAGAUCUACGAGUACCUCCUCACCAACGUCGACUCGGCCGCCGCCGUGCUCGGCGAGGCCUCCCCCGCGGCCACCGGGAGGAAAGGGUGACGUGGCAUGGGCUACAUGGCGGGAGGUUUCUUUUUCGGGCCGGGCCUUUUGCUUGCUGCGAUUUUCGUUCUGAAGGAGGUUUUUUGUUG